AUGCCCUGGGAGGCAAAACAUGGCAGUCAACAAAAGCGGGAGAACCUGCCUGGCCUAAUGAAGAUGAAAAAGAACCUGCACGAAGACAAUGAUGUUCAUGAAAACGAGGAUGAGGACAAAGACGCCGACACCACCAUCUCAACUACAGCCAGGCCAAGAAAACAGAAACAUCCCAAGUGCGGACAGAAGUCGAAGACAAAGCGAAAUACCUCAGACGGUGCCUCACGUCCUGAACUGCAGCAGAUUGAGCUGGAGGAUUAUGGGAUCAUCGAGGUUGAUGACACGUCCAUUAGUCAUUACAAGGCUGCCCACGAUUUCUGCGUCCUGAGAGACCUUUGUUAUGAUAUGCAAGAUAUCUGGCCCCAGGUAGCCUACGAUGGGUUGAAUACUGCAGUUGCUGCAGGCGUAUGCAAUGUUGCCACCGGCAGGAUCAAGGAUGAGGAAUCCCAAUCUUCAUUGAGCUUUUGGAAAAGAGACUUUUAA
Messenger RNA from Penicillium antarcticum, 483 nucleotides. RefSeq lists its product as uncharacterized. Bases 1 to 483 code for a protein of 160 amino acids. The record is from RefSeq and is a predicted model, not a curated record. The transcript is spliced from 2 exons. Lineage: Eukaryota; Fungi; Ascomycota; Eurotiomycetes; Eurotiales; Aspergillaceae.